AUGAGACAGCCUCACGUCAUGGGCUCUGGUAUAUAUUUCCAGAGCCACCUAUAUUUCUCCCACAUGAGGGCUAAACUCCUCGAUCUGAUGAUACCCUCAGAAUAUGCUGUCAAAGAAGCCGAAGCUAUCAUCAAGAAAAAAGACCUUGAUGGACCAGUAUAUUGCGUACAUGCGCGAAGAGGUGAUUUCCUGAAAGCACCUCACCCUCAGGCUUCCGAAGCCAAUUUCACGCGGUAUGCAACGAAAUGGUUGUUGAAAAAAAGCAAGUUAUUCAAAUACCUUCUAAUCAUUGAAAUAGAUGUUGGUGAUAAGCCAGCCACUGUUUUAUUUUUCUCAAAUGAUCCGGUGUGGAUGGAUGCCGUUUUUGCUGAUGUGCUUUUCAAAGCGAAUAGAACACAACUUGGUUACAAAUAUGAAAAUAUACAUUACAUCACUCCGAAUACUACUUCGGCUUUCAUAACGCUGGUCCUUUCCCGGCUAUACUGUGACAAUGUUUUGGUUACAGCACCAGCUUCGACGUUUGCUUGGUAUAUGGGAUUUCUAGCAAAUAACGGAUCUGGAAAUGUUUACCUAUCGGAGACAUUCGCAAAAAGUGAUGGCGGCCUAGAAAAAGAAUUAAUACCCAGCGAAUUUUUCCUGUCAAACUGGAUACCACUACGAAGACACGACAACGAUAACUUUGAAAAGAUCCAAAUCUCCGAAAUGCGGCCGUUUAUUCCGGCAACGCAACGGCGU
Mesorhabditis spiculigera is the source of this 735-nucleotide messenger RNA. Lineage: Eukaryota; Metazoa; Nematoda; Chromadorea; Rhabditida; Rhabditidae. The record is from the annotation of a GenBank genome assembly.